This is a messenger RNA of Pieris napi, 4714 nucleotides long. RefSeq names its product adhesive plaque matrix protein-like. The record is from RefSeq and is a predicted model, not a curated record. The transcript has 4 exons. Bases 222 to 4127 code for a protein of 1301 amino acids. Lineage: Eukaryota; Metazoa; Arthropoda; Insecta; Lepidoptera; Pieridae.
CAGACGGCAGUAGGAGGCAAGCGGCGCACGCGCCGAACGCGCGUAGUUUCUCGGCGUUUAAAUGUAGUGGCUAAUUUACAAUCUCUGCUAUAAUUAACCGCUGCGACUAGUUAUCUGAAUGUUCCGUAGUGAUACGUAUGGAGUGAUGUGAAAAUCUCAGUGAGAGUUGUAGAAACCUCCAUAGUUCCGAUCAGGAAGUAAAGUAAACAUUUCUCGUUAAUAUGAAUCCUCCGUCAGCAUUGGCCGGGGCCAUGAGUAGAGAACGUAAACCCUUUACGUAUACUCCAGGAGGGAUAGACCUCUCUGAGAUUAAAUCGGAACGUAUGGCCCAACGUCUUAUGAGGAAUGCAAUGAACCAAGGUGUUCCUGCAACGCCAGCCCCUCCGGUCCAAUCCCCUCUACCUAUAUCUACACCAGUCGUCAUGCCUAAUUAUAAUUGUUUGCCAGUUCAAGUUUUCCCGACAUUCACUUUGCCAGCGAAUCCUAAGUCGCUUCUUAGAACAAGAAGUAAUCCUGACCCAAACGAAAGAUUACUUAACAAAAUUGAUGAGUCUUCAAAUUUUAAAUCAAAAAACGAGACUGUACAUAGUAACGUAUCGAGCAAGAAUAUAUUACCGAUAAAAUAUGAUGAUCCAAAUACCAAUAGCUUAUCUUUUAAUUCUUCGCUCGAUUAUGACAGCGGUGGAUAUUCAGUUCCUAUACUUCAGAGAAAAGACGAAAAUACUUUUAUGGAAAGUACUUUAAAACAAGACUUUAACCGAACCAAAUUCGAAGAGGAGCAAUCAAAUGCUUAUAACAAAAUAAGGCCUGUUUAUUUUAAUAUCCCUCAUGAAAAAACAAGUACUGAAAAUAGCAAUAGUCAUGAAAAGGCUACGCUAAAUAUUCCAAGUGAAGAGUGUGAGCAAAUCAGUAAUAAAAAGGAAAAAGACAAAAUUGAAUCAAACGGAGAAAAUGCACAGAACGGAGAUACAAAUGCGGCUAUUACUUUAAAAUUACCAACGAAAAAGUCUGAAGCGAGAACAGAAAAAAAAGUUGAAAUAGUAAAAAAUACUUUACCAGAUGGAUCAGUCCAGGAAGUUAAAACUACUACAACUACAACGACUAUCGAUGGAAGAACAGAAAUAACAACUGAAACUGAAACUACAACAUUUCCAAAAGACUGCGGCGAUGACGUUGAAUAUGAAGUUGAAGUUGAAGACGACGAAGAAGUGGAAAAUGAAGAAGAAGAAGAAGAAGAGGAAGUAGAAGAAUUAAGUGAAAAAGAAGAGUUUCGUAAAACUGAAUCGACAAGUGAAAUAGUUUCUAAAACUAUUGAGAGCAAUGACACAUCAAAACUAAAUGGCAAGAAAGAUAGUGAAGAAGUUAAAGAAAAUCAAGCUCUUAACAAAGAUGAUAAAUUAAUUACAGACCAUGAAAGCCAUGAAUCAAGCACUACUAAAAAGAUUGUAAUAAUACAAUCUUCUGAAACACAAGAUUCUGAUGAAGAAGAUGAAGAAAAUCAUGAUGACGUGAAUAAAUCAGAUGAUGUUGAUAAAGAAGAAGUUGUUGUAUUAAAAGCAACCACAAAUGGUGAAAAAACUGUUGUUGAAACUACCACACAGAGCAGUGAGGUUGAACGUAAAAAUGAUUUCAAAAUUAAUGAUAAAACUGUAGAUUCUGUACAAAAUGACCAAGAAGAAGUAGAAGAGAAUGAAGAAGAAUAUGAAGAAAUAGAGGAAGAAGAAGAAGAAGAAGCUGUAAACAAUUCUCAAGGGGUUAUAAAUAAAGCAGAAACGUGCCAACCAGAACUUGAUCAAAAUGACGAAGAAGUAGAAGAAGAAUAUGAAGAAGCAGAGGAAUCCGAAGAUAAAGAACAAAUCACACGUAUCAUAAGCGAUGAAAUAAAAUCAACUGAAUCUAAACAAGAUGAAGAGCCACUUAAUGUCAAUCAAGAAAUUAAUAAAGACACUAUUGAAAGUGAUGUAAAAACAAUACCAGUGCAAGUGAUAACCGAAAAGAAAGACGAAUCUGAAAAGGAACAAAAAGAAUAUGAAAAACCUGAAAGUCAGUCCAUACCAGCUUCAAUAAAUGUUCCUUUAAUAGAGCCCGUUGUGCCAUUGGACAAAGUUGAAGAAGUUGAAAUAAAACCCAUUGCUCCUGCUAAUGAAAUUAUCACAAAGACCCAUACUGAAAUAACAACCACAACAAGCGGUAAGCCAGUUGGUAGUCACAGCACGCAGACUGAAUAUAAUGUGGUACAAAAUAUAGUCACAGUUAACCGAACAAUAAAAACAUUAGACCAAGCAUAUGAAGAAAUUCCUGAUAAUAUUCCAACAAUUAAAACCUUUGUUCCUCCUACCUUAGAAGGCAACUUCCUAACGUCGCAGCCGGCUUUUAAGCCUUCCCAAGCUGGUUUUACACCUGAACCACAAAUUGAAAGACGACAUAGCUUGUUACUGGAAAGGUUAAGUGUGGAAAGACAAAUGCCUCCAGAAAUUUAUCAAAAUCAUUCCCAGAACAGUAAUCAAACUUGGGAAGAAACCCAAUACUCGCAAGAACCUCAGAGUGAGAUACUAACUGUUAGUAAUGUCAAACCGAGUAUGAUAAGUAAAAAUCAACAAUGGUAUCAAAGGAAUGAGACGGAAAAUCGCUCUAGCACAUUACAAUCUACUGAUUCUUUAAAUAAUAACCAAACGCAACCUCAAUAUAAACCUCAAGUACAUUCAUUUUACCAACCAAAGUCUCAGCCUCAACCUCCAACUCAGACUAUUUAUCAGCCACAAGUUCGAGUACAGCCUUCGCCUCAACCAAUGUACAAACCUUCAAAUCCAGUACAAAAUAUAUCACAACCAUCAUAUUAUUCACAGCAACAACCAAAACCAACUUAUCAAUCUCAACCACCUUCUCAACGACUAAACCAAUCACAGCCCCCCGAACCGUCAACUGUGCAGCCUAUUUAUCAUCCUCAACCACAAUAUCAGCAAAGCUAUAUCGACAAUACAUGUGAAGAAACAUAUAAAAGUAGUACAAAUAAAUAUGAACACAGCGCCUACCCAUCCUACACUUCAAAACCGGUAUGGGCUGGAAAGAGCUUGGAUUCUCAGCCACUACCAAGUACGCUUUCAAAUCAAAGCUACCUUCAGAAAGAUCCCAUAGAAUCUUUUGACCAGUCAUAUAAACAACAAUUGUCAUCGUCAUAUGUUCCUCCACCUUGGGAACAGGACCCUAACUACGUAGUUAACAAUACAACUUCAAGCUUUUACCAACCACCGCCGUCUAAAACAGCAUUAACAACUAACACAGAUUGGAUACCGGCAAAACCAUCACCUAAAUUCUCUAAGACAACUCCAACAUCAUAUAUACCACCCGCACCGAACCAAUCAUUUGUUAAGCCUGUUAGUGCUUCUGAACCUCCAAGGCAGCAAGGUCGCAAAACCUACUACAGCGAAUAUGAGCGACGGUAUAUUUCUGUACCAGAAGCAACAUACAUACCGAAUGAAACAAAAUUGCAACCUCAACCGGACCCUUCACCUCAGUACUAUUAUGACAAUAAUGAACCAGAAGAAGUCGUAGAACCUCAAUGGCGUAAAGAGUUGAGAGAAUUCAAAGAACAAUCAUCUAAAACAACGGUACAAACAGAGCAAACGACUGUUCGCCCGCCUUGGGAAGACGAUCCUAAAUACGCAACACCUACUCAACACUUCACACCCACUCCAACGUGGACUCAAACUUUAAAACCAAGAUCGUAUCGUGAAAGAAGUUUCGAACCUGAAUACAUUGGUUCUCAGGAAUGGCCAAAAACAAACACUUUAGGCCGUGGGCGGCCCCAGAGUUCGUACGUAAAGAAUACCGUUGACAGAGUGCCUGACAGGACGAGAGGUGUGUCUGUUGAUAGAUACAACCCCAAUAAUUACCAGUCACCUAUGACGAGGGAGCACCCGCCACCGGCCAGUCAUAUUUUGGAUCCGAUUGUCCAAGGAAAGACUUACCACAACCCGAGCGUGCCCGCAUAUCAUUCAAGAGCUUCAGUAGAACCAAGAGAGCAGCCAGUCACGUAUCAACAACCUCGUCACAGAGAAUCACGCGCAGCUCCUGUCCAAUCCAGGUCAUUCAAAUACUUACAAUGGAUCACAGGCACUGACGACUGAAUAACCAAAAUUGGUUUUUCUGAAGUUGCAAUUUUAUUGACGAUUUAUUAGAUAAUAUUUAUGUCAUUUUGUUUUAAGAUCUUGAUCGAGAAGACCAGAUUUUGUUUAUAAGCACAUUGUAACUUCAGAGAAAACGUUGAAAGGUAUAUUUCCCGGCACGUAAGUUGGCUAGAGUAUAAAGAUGCGCAGGAGUGCUUCCUUCUUCACCUCGCCAAUUUAUAUGCCGCAAUUAAAAUAGUUUCUAAGUACGAUUAUUCGAUACGAAUUAGGUAAUGUUUAUUUAAUUUUGUAUAAACUUGUUUUUGAUGAUUUAUUAAUAUUUCAAUAUAAAGCAUGUUAAACGUAAUAAAAACAAAGUAUUAACAUUACAAAUUAAUAUCAAAUAUAAGACAUGUUUCAUAAUUUUAACCUUCACUAACUUAAACUCGCAUUUGUUUCUGUAAUUAAGAGCUUACCCAAACACUGAAGUUUAGUCACUUUAAUAAUAGUCUAGUCUUUGUGCAUCAACAUAAAAAUCGUCAUGAUCAUAGAACAAUGUCGGAUUUGAAAAAAAUCCAAAAUCCACUUCUUAUCAUAUUUGGAUACUA